AUGGCCCGUGUCCCGGCCGCCGAAGAAAUGGAACACUCCGAUUGGCACGGACGGUUUGAAUAUACUCCGUGCUCCGUGGUUUCUCUUGUCAUCCAGCAAAAAGCAGAAAAAAAAAGCAUUGCAUUCGCAGUGCUACUAGUAAGCAAGGAAGUUGAUGGCGCCGUGUGGAGGUCUGUCACUCAUCAUGGUGGAAGCCUAUCAAAAUCGAUUAAACUAUCAGUACUGUUCCUUUUUGCAAGAUGGCUAUUGGGUGAACUGUCAUCUCGGCAGUUAAAAAGUCAUCUUGACUCACUGUUGCAGCAGCCAGGAAUCGAGCAGCAUUUUGAUGUCCAUAUCAAGCGCAAAGUAUACUCCUGA
Messenger RNA from Rasamsonia emersonii CBS 393.64, 357 nucleotides. RefSeq lists its product as uncharacterized. Lineage: Eukaryota; Fungi; Ascomycota; Eurotiomycetes; Eurotiales; Trichocomaceae. The coding region runs from base 1 to 357 and encodes 118 amino acids. The record is from RefSeq and is a predicted model, not a curated record. The transcript is spliced from 3 exons.